UCCGGUCCCCCUCAGCAAAACCCACAAACAAACAGAAGACAAAAGAAUUCCCAAGAAAGAGAAAUGUUGAAUUCAAUCUUUGAAGCAGAAAACAUGAGGAAAUUCAGUCUUCUCAUUUUCGUUCUCUGUAUUUUGAUUUCUCUCAAGAACCAAAAUGCAGAGACCAAGAAAGGCUCAUCAUCAAUCUCCGCAUAUUGGUCUUCUUCAUCCUGGGAUUUGUAUCCUUCUAUGUUCUUGUCUAUUGAGGACGAAGAAGAAGGCCUUCCUCAACGGUCACUGGAGUAUGAUUUUUAUCGUACUUCCUGCCCACAAGCUGAGAAUAUCAUUCGAGAGGUGAUUCGGGAAAUUUACAAGGUCCGGUCCAGUGUGGCUCCAGAACUCUUGAGGCUUGCUUUCCAUGAUUGUUUCAUUGAGGGGUGCGAUGCUUCUGUUCUAUUAGAUGCUGCUGAAGACUUGAAAUCUGAAAAAGAUUCUGCCCCCAAUGAAAGCCUUAAGGGAUUUGAUAUAAUUGACAUAAUCAAGUCACAGGUUGAAGAAGUAUGCCCUGGUGUUGUUUCUUGUGCUGAUAUUGUUGUUUUAGCAGCUAGAGAAGGUGUUGUUCAGGCAGGUGGUCCAUUCUAUCCACUACUAACUGGCAGAAGAGACAGUUUCCGCACUUUCCCAGAUAUAGCAACUUAUGAGCUUCCUUCACCCCUAGCUGAUCUAUCUGAAACCCUGGCAUCAUUUUCAUCUAGGGGUUUUGAUGAAAGAGAAACAGUCACUCUCUUAGGUGCUCAUAGCAUUGGAACAAUCCACUGCAAAUUCUUUGAAAGCCGUCUCUACAACUUCGGUGGGACCAAUAAGCCAGAUCCCUCUAUGGAUCCUCAAUUUCUUAACCAGAUGAGAUCAAGAUGCAACAAUAGCGAUGCACCAGGGUCUCCAGCUGCAUCACCUUCCUCUGAUGCCCCCGAGCCAUCUUCAUUGGUACCACCAGCUUCCUUUGACAGCCCAGAGUCAUCAUCAACAGCAUCAUCCCCUUCCUAUGAUGGAUCACCAUCUCCAUCUUCUGAAAAACCAGGAAGGAUGGGUGCAAUGUCAUCAGUAGCAGCACCAUCAAUUUUUCCCCAACGCUCAUUGUCCUUCUCACCAUCAUCAUCUAGGAAAUCAACAGUUUCAUAUGAAGGUUCACUGCAGUCCUCAAUGGAGGAUCCAGGAGUCCCUAUGACCUAUGAGGGACCUGGAAUAGAUUUUGGCUCAGUGUACUACCACAGACUUCUGCAAGGCAGAGGAAUCCUCUAUGCUGAUCAGCAACUAAUGUCUGGGGAAGAAACUAGGAUCUGGGUUAAAGCAUAUGCUUCAGAUGUCACCUUGUUCCGCCGAGACUUUGCCCAGGCAAUGAUAAAGCUCUCAGAUCUCCAUGUCCUCACAGGUUCAGCAGGUCAGGUCCGGUUCAAUUGUUCAAGGGUGGCAUGAGAGAAGAUUGAGUAGGAAGAUUUGGAUGGAUUUCUGUUGUUACCUGGUAAAUUUAGUGUCCAGAUUAAAAGCUAACUGUCAUAAACUUGUUCAAUAGAAUCUGUAAAUAUAUAUGAUUUUUUUUUUC
This is a messenger RNA of Manihot esculenta (cassava), 1579 nucleotides long. RefSeq names its product putative Peroxidase 48. Gene Ontology annotation, molecular function: heme binding; peroxidase activity. NCBI's taxonomy places the organism in Eukaryota, Viridiplantae, Streptophyta, Magnoliopsida, Malpighiales, Euphorbiaceae. Gene Ontology annotation, biological process: hydrogen peroxide catabolic process; response to oxidative stress. Gene Ontology annotation, cellular component: plasmodesma; plant-type cell wall. The transcript has 4 exons. The coding region runs from base 64 to 1452 and encodes 462 amino acids. The record is from RefSeq and is a predicted model, not a curated record.